Bubalus bubalis (water buffalo) is the source of this 1345-nucleotide messenger RNA. RefSeq names its product keratin-associated protein 10-8-like. Lineage: Eukaryota; Metazoa; Chordata; Mammalia; Artiodactyla; Bovidae. The transcript is spliced from 2 exons. The record is from RefSeq and is a predicted model, not a curated record. Gene Ontology annotation, cellular component: keratin filament. The coding region runs from base 64 to 975 and encodes 303 amino acids.
CACCUCACACACACACACACACACUCACACACACUCAAACUCUCCUCCAGCUCCACCUCCACCAUGGCAGCCUCCACCCUGUCCGUCUGCUCCAGCGACCUGAGCUAUGACUGUCCAGAGAGCUGCUGCGAGCCCCCCUGCUGUGCCCCCAGCUGCUGUGCCCCGGCUCCCCGCCUGACCCUCCUCUGUGCCCCAGUGAGCUGCGAGUCCAGCCCCUGCUGCCAGUCAGCCUGCAGCAGCUCUUGCCCAGCCUUGUGCUGCCAGCAGUCUAGCUGCCAGUCCUCCUGCUGCACCUCCUCCCCCUGCCAGCAGGCCUGCUGUAAGCCUGUCUGCUGCAGGCCUGUCUGCUGCACACCUCUCUGCUGCAGGCCCGUCUGCUGCACACCUGUCUGCUGCACACCUGUCUGCUGUGAGGCCUCCCCCUGUUCUACCUCCUCAUGUUGCCAGCAGUCCAGCUGCCAGCCCUCCUGCUGCACCUCCUCCCCCUGCCAGCAGGCCUGCUGUGAGCCCGUCUGCUGCAGGCCCGUCUGCUGCACACCCGUCUGCUGUAAGGGUUCCUCCUGCUGCAGACCCUCCUCCUCCGUCCCCUGCUGCCAACCAGCCUGCAGCAGCUCCUCUCCCUGCCAGCAGGCCUGCUGUGUACCUGUCUGCUGCAGGCCCGUCUCUUGCGUACCUGUGUGCUGCAGGCCCGUCUGCUGCAGGCCCGUCUGUUGCACCCCUGUCUGCUGCAGGCCCGUCUGCUGCAGGCCUGUCUGUUGCACACCUGUCUGCUGCAGGCCCGUGUGCUGUGAGGCCUCCCCCUGCUCAGCCCCCUCAUCCUGCUGCAGACCCUCCUCCUCCGUGUCCCUCUUCUGCCGUCCCGUGUGCCGCCCCACUUGCUGCGUGCCUACGUUCUUCUGCCAGCCCAGCUGCUGCCGCCCAGCCUCCUCUGUGUCCCUCCUCUGCCAACCCUCAUGCUCCACCCCAGCCUGCUGAGUCCCCACCUGGGUCUGGGAGCCUUACUGCUGACCUGACAUGUCCCUUUGGAGCCAGCAGGUUCCAGGGAUCCUGUCCUCCAUCAGACACACUUGAGCUCCCUGAGCCCCCUGGCUUGCUCGGCCUGUCUUCCCCAAGUCUGGCUCAGCGCACGGAAAAGUCCAGACCCCACCACACCCCAGCCUUGGCCAAGCUCUGGGGGUCUGACCUGCUCAGGGAACUCCUCUCCUGACCUUGGCCCGUGAGUGCCCUGGCUGAUCCAUACCUGCUUCCUUGAUCCCUGGUCAUCCUGGGCCCUGUUGACCCUGGUCCUGGCCUGAGCAGUGUCGCUGUGCAUCUCUGAGCACCAAUAAAAUUUCUGCUCCCCUCA